Messenger RNA from Lachancea dasiensis, 1893 nucleotides. The record is from the annotation of a GenBank genome assembly. Lineage: Eukaryota; Fungi; Ascomycota; Saccharomycetes; Saccharomycetales; Saccharomycetaceae.
AUGUCAGGCAUCAAACUGAGCGAAGGUGAUAUUCGCGCUAUAUUUACCAAACCAGAGAAGUAUCAAAAUCCAACUGGGGGUAUUUUUCAAUGCCAUCGAACUCGCAAGAACGACCCUUCUACUCAGCCCAACAGAAAAAACUUAAUAGUGAUUUCCGACGGCGAGGAUAGGGUCAAGGCGCUCUUGAGGAAUGAAGCGGUCCGAAAAGCGCGUGAGCUGGAGUUGAAUGUGGGUGAUAUUUUCCGGUUGACGCGUGGUGAACCUGCGAUAGUACAGGAGAAGAAGAAAUACGUCUUACUGAUUGAUGACAUCGAGAUUUUAGAGCGGAGCACUGAACUCCGUGGUGCUGGGGCGGACCUCAUUGAUGGGUAUUUGAAUAGUCAUCCUCAGGAGCUUGUGUCCCUUGAGGACUCUAAUUCUGGAGCUGCAGUUGCGCAAGGGGUACCACAACAACCUCCAAAACCAGUGCAACAACAGGAACAGCAACCAUCGUACCAGUCUGCUCCACAAUACUCUCCUCAGAACCAAUACAAUGGUGGAAGGGGAGGCAACGUUCAACCACCAUCCUCUCAGAAAAGUAGACCUAUUUUUGCCAUUGAACAACUAUCUCCAUAUCAAAACAUGUGGACAGUCAAGGCAAGGGUAUCAUUCAAAGGAGAUAUCAAGACUUGGAGUAAUCAAAAGGGCGAAGGAAAGCUUUUCAAUGUCAAUUUGCUAGACACCUCUGGUGAGAUAAGGGCAACUGCUUUCAAUGACAAUGCAGUCAAGUAUUACGAAGUGCUUCAAGAGGGAAGGGUUUAUUACAUUUCAAAAGCUAGGAUUCAACCGUCUAAACCUCAGUUCUCGAACCUUUCUCACCCUUACGAACUUCAAUUGGAUCGGGACACUGUCAUUGAGGACUGUUUUGACGAAGUCGAUGUUCCCAAGAUGAAUUUUACAUUUGUCAAGGUCAGUGCUGUGGAAACUUUAGAGCCCAAUACAACCGUGGACGUCCUCGGCAUUAUUCAAACAGUUAGUCCGCCCUUCGAAAUCAUUUCCAAAGCAGGAAAGAAGUUUGAUCGUCGCGAUAUCGCUUUGGUUGAUGAUACCAACUACUCUGUCAACGUCGGAUUGUGGGGCGAACAGGCACUUAAUUUCAACUUACCGGAAGGGUCAGUGCUUGCCGUCAAAGGAGCUCGAGUUACUGAUUUCAACGGAAAGGGAAUGUCUAUUGGCUUCAACAGUACGUUGCACCCCAAUCCCGAAGUACCUGAAGCAUAUGCUUUGAAAGGAUGGUACGAUUCCGCCGGUCGUGGACAACAAUUUCACUCUUUGAAGCAGGAGCCUGGUACUGGUGGUCCCAAUAAAGAAAAGUUCAUUGCUAACCGCUUGACUAUCGCCAAAGCCCAAGCUCAAAACUUAGGAAUGAGCGAAAAAGGUGACUAUUUCAAUAUCAGAGCCGCCGUUAACUUUUUGAAGGUAGAUAAUUUCGCUUAUUCCGCGUGUGCGAAUGAGGGCUGCAAUAAGAAAGUGAUUCAAGACUCUGAUGGCACUUGGAGGUGCGAAAAAUGUGAUGCCAAUCAUGAAAAGCCGCAAUGGAGAUACAUGCUUACAAUAUCAGUCCUUGACGAAACAGGUCAAUUGUGGAUGACUUUGUUCAAUGAACAAGCCGAGCUACUUUUAGGGAUGGAUGCAGGCUCCCUAAUGGAUUUAAAAGAGAAUGACGCUGAUGAGUUUUCUAAAGCGACUCAAAAAAUUCAGAUGUACCAGUACGAUUUUCGGGUUAGAGCGAGGGAAGAUCAUUAUAACGACCAGACAAGGAUCAGAUAUUCCGCAGCAAAUGUUCACAACUUGGAUUACAAAGCUGAAGCUGACUUUUUGGCUGAAGAACUGACCAGGACGUUCUUGAGCUAA